CUCCAAAAAACAACCUUCUUUACACUUCAAAAAAAAAAAGAAAAAAAAAAAAAAUACACACACAACCAUGUCAGGCUACCCUCAUCAAAACCCCUCAGGCUAUGGUGCACCACCGUCUUCUCAACCAUACGGUGCACCGACGGCUAACCCAUACGGCCAACCAGCCCAACCCUACGGUGCACCACCGGCUCAACAAUACGGCCAACCAGCCCAACCUUACAGCGCACCAGCUCAACCGUACGGCGCACCAGCCCAACCUUACGGCGCACCACCAGCAAACCCUUACGGUUCACCCUCAGCCCCUUACGGUGCACCUACACCACAAGGAACUAAACCACCAAAAGACCAAAGCAACAAACCUUCAACAUCUCCUUACGGUGCUCCUCAACCUCAGCCGUCCGCUCCCGGUGGAUAUCCGCCGCAGUCGGGGUACGGUAGUCCGUUUUCGUCGUUGUUGCCGUCGACGUUUCCGCCGGGAACAGAUCCGAACGUGGUGGCGUGUUUUCAGGUGGCGGAUCAAGACGGUAGUGGUGUGAUUGAUGAUAAGGAAUUGCAGAGAGCUUUGUCUAGUUAUAAUCAGACUUUUAGUAUCCGUACUGUCCAUCUUCUCAUGUAUCUCUUCACCAACUCAAACACCAGAAAAAUCGGACCUAAGGAAUUUACUCAGGUUUUCUACAGCUUACAGAACUGGAGGGCUAACUUUGAGAAAUUUGAUAGAGAUCGCAGUGGUAAGAUUGAUAUGAAUGAAUUGAGAGAGGCACUGAUGAGCCUGGGAUUUGCAGUUUCACCUGUCAUUCUCGAUUUGCUGGUUUCCAAAUACGACAAGUCUGGUGGAAAGAACAAGGCUAUUGAAUAUGACAAUUUCAUCGAGUGCUGCUUGACUGUUAAGGGGCUAACCGAAAAGUUCAAGGAGAAGGACACAGCUUACACAGGAAACGCUACAUUUUCAUAUGAAGCAUUCAUGUUGACCGUAUUACCCUUCCUCAUAGCUUAGAGAUUGUAUCUACAUCUACACUCUUUAACUGGGCCUUCUAAUAAGAGGGAAAAUGAUUUGGUACUUUGGAUGUAUUUUUCUUUGUGGGUUAAUCGCCUUUACUUGUUUCAUUAAUGUUCAUCGUGUUUCUUUUGUGAUGUUAUGGUUGUUAAUAAGAUCUUUACAACGUUAUCUUUGAUGUAAA
Erigeron canadensis is the source of this 1178-nucleotide messenger RNA. Its product is annotated as calcium-binding protein CBP-like. Lineage: Eukaryota; Viridiplantae; Streptophyta; Magnoliopsida; Asterales; Asteraceae. The record is from RefSeq and is a predicted model, not a curated record. Gene Ontology annotation, molecular function: calcium ion binding. The transcript has 5 exons. Bases 68 to 994 code for a protein of 308 amino acids.